Paramacrobiotus metropolitanus is the source of this 934-nucleotide messenger RNA. RefSeq lists its product as uncharacterized. Lineage: Eukaryota; Metazoa; Tardigrada; Eutardigrada; Parachela; Macrobiotidae. The transcript has 4 exons. The annotation marks the transcript as partial. The record is from RefSeq and is a predicted model, not a curated record.
GGAUUCCAAAAAACCCGCUACGAAACUGCCACAAUAUUUUGUGGAUUUUGCCAGCCAUAGCAAUGUCUACAACAUCAAGUACAGAAACAGGCUGGCUGUGGACACCACUAAAUACUUGAACAUCCAAUCCGAUGAAUGGCGCACUAAGACGGGUAAACUGGUGCGCAAGUUCCAGAAGAGCGCUCUCGACCUCGCGUACAUUCACCACCAUCAGAAAGCAAUGUUCACUGCUAUUAUUGUGAUACUGAAGAAGCUGUUGGACGUUGCACAAGCAAUGGAAAAGUACCACAUGGAAAGCAUUGCAACUCUUUUGGCUUCCUGUCCGCCAGACAGUAUGCCAUCGUCUGAUGAGGGCUACUGGAUCGAUGAAAUAUCAAAUUACCCAUCACACAACUCGCAGAAAAUCACACGCAUCAUCGCUGACAACAAAAAGAAACAAGACGAAACGAAAUUGCUGGAGAAAAAUUCGCGAACUCACAUUGGAACGACCAGUGAACUUGUGCCUACCGCUCAGCUGUUGCAAAGCGAGCUUACGGCAAGAACCAAGGCGUACAAAUCCUUGUGGAAACAACUGACUGAGCUGUCAAACACGGUAUCAAUGUAUAACGACAAAAUUAAGGAACACUGCCUCUCCCUGAUAAAUGGCUUUGAACAUCUCAAAUCAAAGCUAAACAUUGAGAAGAUGACCAUUGCCCAGGAAGCGUUUUUUCCCAUUGUCCAAGAAAUGUCCACUGUUAGCACCCUCAUCGCUGACCGAUACCUGACCCAGUCUGAGAAUGGACGUGAUGUCACCGCUGCUUUGAACAAACUGGAUAUUGCCAUAAACCUGGCUAAGAAUGCGCUGCAUGGUGACCAUCCGGAAGUCCGUGAUGACCCGCGCGUGGAUGACGUAGGAGAAAGCGAUUCAGAAAUGAGCGCCUCGGACGAUGACUAA